CUCCUCCGCCCCGCCCCACCAUGGCCCAGGGUCCGGGCCUCGCGCUGCUUUCGCCGUCGCUGCUGCCGCCGCCGCUCCUACUACUAGCGGCGGUGAUCGAUCAAGCGGCCGCGCAGGACAAGUGCACGUGCCCCACCAGCAAGAUGACCGUGUGCGACCGGAGCGGCCCGGGGGGCCGCUGCCUGUGCCGCGUGCUCGGUUCGGGCCUGGAGGUCGACUGCUCCACGCUCACAUCCAAGUGCCUGCUGCUCAAGGCGCGCGUGAGCGCCCGGAAGAGCGUCCGCGCCCUGGUACGGCCGAGCGAGCACGCGCUCCUGGACAACGACGGCCUGUACGACCCGUACUGCGACCAGCAGGGCCGCUUCAUGGCGCGCUAGUGCAACCAGACGUCCGUGUGGUGGUGCG
Messenger RNA from Aethalodelphis obliquidens (Pacific white-sided dolphin), 405 nucleotides. RefSeq names its product tumor-associated calcium signal transducer 2-like. The coding region runs from base 21 to 377 and encodes 118 amino acids. Gene Ontology annotation, cellular component: membrane; nucleus. Gene Ontology annotation, biological process: positive regulation of stem cell differentiation. The record is from RefSeq and is a predicted model, not a curated record. The transcript has a single exon. Lineage: Eukaryota; Metazoa; Chordata; Mammalia; Artiodactyla; Delphinidae.